AUGCCCCAAUUUCAACAAGUGGAUGUGUUUAGCUUGAAGAAAUUCAAAGGCAACCCCGUUGCUGUCUUUUUUGAUGCCGACAAUUUGUCGACGGAGGAGAUGCAAGCCAUGGCGCUGUGGACCAAUUUGUCUGAAACUACGUUUGUACUCAAGCCAUCUGACCCUAACGCAGACUACCAAUGCCGUAUCUUUACUCCAGUUGAGGAGUUGCCAUUUGCUGGUCAUCCCACCAUUGGCACUUGUUACGCCGUAACUUCAUCGGGAUUGGUGAAACCCAAGAACGGGAAGGUUAUCCAACAAUGUAAAGCAGGUCUUGUCGAGUUGACUAUUGACGAGUCUGGUGUUGAGUUCAAAUUGCCCUAUUAUCAUUUCAGUGCAAUUGAUCAGGCAACCACUGACGAAGUGGCUAAAGCUGUUGAUAGCACGGCCAUCCUUGCACCAGGUGUGCUCGUCGACGAUGGACCCAAAUGGGCCUGCUUCGAAUUGAAAAGCGGGGAGGACGUCAUGAAAGCGAUCCCUAAUUGGGCGUUUAUUUCCAAGGUUAGUACUGAAAAUGGCUGGACCGGCAUUGAGUUGUUCGGCAAGUACAGCGACGGAACUUACGAACUUCGCAAUUUAGCUCCAGGCACUGGGGUGGCGGAAGACCCCGUUUGCGGACUGGGACUGGGUGCUUUGGGCGCUACGAUCAGUCAAUACACCAAACGUAACGAGACACAAUUUAGCAUUCGCCAAGGACGUCCAAUCGGCCGCGACGGUCAUAUUUCAGUACGAGUUGAAGACGCAAACGUGUACGUUAAAGGGAAAGCUACAACCAUCAUAAAUGGUACAUAUUGA
Diutina rugosa is the source of this 834-nucleotide messenger RNA. RefSeq lists its product as uncharacterized. The transcript has a single exon. Lineage: Eukaryota; Fungi; Ascomycota; Pichiomycetes; Serinales; Debaryomycetaceae. The record is from RefSeq and is a predicted model, not a curated record. The coding region runs from base 1 to 834 and encodes 277 amino acids. Gene Ontology annotation, molecular function: isomerase activity. Gene Ontology annotation, biological process: biosynthetic process. Gene Ontology annotation, cellular component: cytoplasm.